GGGCGGCAGAACCCACGCUCUGCGCGGGUGGGCCGCGCACGCCUGACUGCCUUCUGCUGCCCGUUACCAUAGGGUUUCCAGAUCAUUCAGUGUUCGGAAAAUGAGUCUAGAUGCCAACUCUUUCGCAUCCUGGUGCCUGAACGCAGUUGUCCCAGGAGCCCAGAGUCCUCCCAGCUUGGGGAACCCCCUUUCUCUAACCAUGGAGUUGGGACCUGUCAGGGGCAAAGUGUCAGGUAUAUGGGAGGGAGUGUGUCUUCAGUCUUGUUCAGAACCCUGUCCCGUGAAGGGCCAAAGGAAUAACUGGAAAGGUGGAUGACAGGCCAAAGAAUCCCACCUUGGACCUCUGCUCGCAUGCUGUCUCUGUCGCUCCAGCAUCUGAAAGGAGUAAAUAAUGGUUUCCUUUGAAAUGGUGGGCAAUUAGGACUGGGAGGCUCUGACCAGAAUUACAUAGCCACAACUGCCGGUCAUCUGACAUCCUCUGUAAUUUGGGCCAACAUACUGCAGCUGCCUCUCUUCCCUUUUACUAGUAUGAGUGGCUCUAGUGACAGCACGUGCGUGUUCACAGGAAGGGAAGGCUGUGUUCUGAACGCUGCCCAAUUAGCACGGGUUCCUCGGGCCACGGCUGGAGCCACUGCCUUUUCAAGAGGAUAAAGGUUCACUGAUGGCUCAGUUGGGAGCAAUUGCGGCUGUGGCUGCCAGCUUCUUUUGUGCAUCUCUCUUCUCAGCUGUGCACAAGAUAGAAGAGGGACAUAUUGGGGUGUAUUACAGAGGCGGUGCCCUGCUGACUUCCACCAGCGGCCCUGGUUUCCAUCUCAUGCUCCCUUUCAUCACAUCAUAUAAGUCUGUGCAGACCACCCUGCAGACAGAUGAGGUGAAGAACGUACCUUGUGGGACUAGUGGUGGUGUGAUGAUCUACUUUGACAGAAUUGAAGUGGUGAACUUCCUGGUCCCGAAUGCAGUGUAUGAUAUAGUGAAGAACUACACUGCCGACUACGACAAGGCCCUCAUCUUCAACAAGAUCCACCACGAACUGAACCAGUUCUGCAGUGUACACACGCUUCAAGAGGUCUACAUUGAGCUCUUUGAUCAGAUUGAUGAAAAUCUCAAACUGGCUUUGCAACAGGACCUGACCUCCAUGGCCCCUGGGCUGGUCAUCCAAGCCGUGCGGGUGACAAAGCCCAAUAUACCUGAGGCAAUCCGCAGAAACUACGAGUUGAUGGAAAGCGAGAAGACAAAGUUGCUCAUUGCAGCCCAGAAACAGAAGGUGGUGGAGAAGGAAGCUGAGACGGAGCGGAAGAAGGCCCUCAUUGAGGCAGAAAAAGUGGCUCAGGUUGCAGAAAUCACCUAUGGGCAGAAGGUGAUGGAGAAGGAGACUGAGAAGAAGAUUUCAGAAAUUGAAGAUGCUGCGUUUCUGGCCCGGGAGAAGGCAAAGGCGGAUGCUGAGUGCUACACAGCUAUGAAAAUAGCCGAAGCAAACAAGCUGAAGCUGACCCCUGAGUAUCUGCAGCUGAUGAAGUACAAGGCCAUUGCUUCCAACAGCAAGAUUUACUUUGGCAAGGACAUCCCUAACAUGUUCGUGGACUCUGCAGGCAGUCUGGGCAAGCAGUUUGAGGGGCUGGCUGACAAGCUGAGUUUUGUGUUGGAAGACGAGUCCUUGGAGGCAGAUACUGAGGAGAAUUGAAAUUUUUUUUAUACAACCUUAGCUGACACUUAGAGAUCUUUAUUUUUUAACGAUGAACCAGGAUGCCCCUCCCGCUCACACUACCUUCUUUGACUCUCUUCCACGUACUGUGGUGAAAAAAGAAGAAAUGGACCUAAAUCUAUUCCCAUUCCUGGGAAGGGAGGGCUGGGAUUGAUGAUUUGAGGUUUUAUUCAGGUAAGUAGGUUAUAUGACUUCUGUUAAGAUUUGUAAAUAUAGGCGUGACCUUUGA
Ceratotherium simum simum (southern white rhinoceros) is the source of this 1931-nucleotide messenger RNA. The record is from RefSeq and is a predicted model, not a curated record. Lineage: Eukaryota; Metazoa; Chordata; Mammalia; Perissodactyla; Rhinocerotidae.